Messenger RNA from Mauremys reevesii (Reeves's turtle), 1367 nucleotides. Its product is annotated as serine protease 27-like. NCBI's taxonomy places the organism in Eukaryota, Metazoa, Chordata, Testudines, Geoemydidae. The transcript is spliced from 5 exons. Gene Ontology annotation, molecular function: serine-type endopeptidase activity. Gene Ontology annotation, biological process: proteolysis. The record is from RefSeq and is a predicted model, not a curated record. Bases 1 to 927 code for a protein of 308 amino acids.
AUGGGGCGUCUCCGCUCCCCACUGGCUCUAGCACUGCUGGCGCUGACCCUGCUGCAGGGGUGUGGCCAGCCCAGAGUCUCCAGCCGAAUUGUUGGGGGAGGGGACGCCGCAAGGGGCCGGUGGCCAUGGCAGGUCAGCAUCCAGUACAAUAGACAGCACUUCUGUGGUGGGUCCCUCAUCUCAGCCCAGUGGGUUGUGUCAGCAGCUCAUUGCUUCCAAUUCUCUUUCCCCCAGUCUGCCUAUCGUGUGACCCUCGGGGAGCACCAGCUGUCCAACCCCUCCCCGAGCCGGGUCUCAUCCCCUGUGCGCCAGAUCCUCGUCCACCCCGAUUACAACAGGGGGACCCGUUCAGCUGACAUUGCCCUAGUGCAGCUCACGGAGCCAGUGCGAUACACCGACGAAAUCCUCCCCAUCUGCUUGCCAGGCCCCUCCCACUCCUUCCCUGGCAACCACACGUGCUGGGUCACCGGCUGGGGGACAACAGCCUUUUCGGUCUCUCUCCCGCCCCCCAAGACGCUGCAGGAGGUUCCGGUCCAGCUGAUGGACACUGCAGCCUGCAACGCCCUCUACAACAUCGACCCGGCCCCGAACAUCGGCAGGGACCCCGUCAAACCUGACAUGAUCUGUGCCGGCUACGCCGAAGGGCAGAGGGACUCCUGCCAGGGUGACUCAGGGGGGCCGCUGGCCUGUGACCGCAGUGGGACCUGGUUCCUGAUGGGGGUUGUGAGUUGGGGGGACGGCUGUGGCCAGCCCAAUCGUCCCGGUGUCUAUGUCCGGACAGUGGCCUACGGUGAAUGGAUAUGGGGGCACGUGGUGUCCGGGGGCCAAGCCACAUCCAUGGAGAACAGCACCUCUGGAGUAAAUGACGCCAGAUCCUCCUUCAGCACCUACACACUUCUCUUCACCACUCUCCUGAUGUCACUGUGACAUCCCCCCCCAUUUCUCCCUCCUCCGUUCACCCUCCACUGAAACCCUCCACUGUCUGGGGGCAGUGUGAGGUGGAGAUGGGAGAGGAUCUGAGACCUAUCAGCAAUGCCUGAGUCUUUCGAGAGCCUGACCCUGUUGCAAUGAGAAGGGAGGGCUGCCCUGAGUGUGAUUGAGAGCAACACUGCCUGAGUCUGCAGAGAGCCUGAGCUGAUUGCUUGUGACCCAAACAGCAACACUUGCUGCAUCUCCAGAGAACCUGGGCUGAUUUCACAGAGAGGGGUGAACUGGCACAAGUGUAACUGGUGCAGCGAUGCUGCCUGAGUCUUCAGAGAGCCUAAUCACUUGGAGAGGAGGGGCACUGCUCCAAGCACCUCUAGGGGGCAGCGCGGGGGCAUGCAGACCAGGAAUGUCUGGGGUUGGCUCGCUGGGAGAUGGGCGGU